Messenger RNA from Galeopterus variegatus (Sunda flying lemur), 1739 nucleotides. RefSeq names its product cyclin-dependent kinase 5, regulatory subunit 2 (p39) (gene CDK5R2). The record is from RefSeq and is a predicted model, not a curated record. Bases 317 to 604 code for a protein of 95 amino acids. Lineage: Eukaryota; Metazoa; Chordata; Mammalia; Dermoptera; Cynocephalidae. Gene Ontology annotation, biological process: positive regulation of cyclin-dependent protein serine/threonine kinase activity; activation of protein kinase activity; brain development. Gene Ontology annotation, cellular component: cytoplasm; protein kinase 5 complex. The transcript has a single exon. Gene Ontology annotation, molecular function: cyclin-dependent protein serine/threonine kinase activator activity; protein kinase binding.
GCAGGUGCCCGGCGGCUCGCCGCGGAGGGUCAUCGUGCAGGCGUCCACCGGCGAGCUGCUGCGCUGCCUGGGCGACUUCGUGUGCCGACGCUGCUACCGCCUCAAGGAGCUGAGCCCCGGCGAGCUGGUGGGCUGGUUCCGCGGCGUGGACCGCUCGCUGCUGCUGCAGGGCUGGCAAGACCAGGCCUUCAUCACGCCCGCCAACCUGGUGUUCGUGUACCUGCUGUGCCGAGAGUCGCUGCGCGGGGACGAGCUGGCGUCGGCCGCCGAGCUGCAGGCCGCCUUCCUCACCUGCCUCUACCUCGCCUACUCCUACAUGGGCAACGAGAUCUCCUACCCUCUCAAGCCCUUCCUCGUGGAGCCCGACAAGGAGCGCUUCUGGCAGCGCUGCCUGCGCCUCAUCCAGCGGCUCAGCCCUCAGAUGCUGCGGCUCAACGCCGACCCCCACUUCUUCACGCAGGUCUUUCAAGACCUCAAGAACGAGGGCGAGGCCGCCGCCGGCGCCGGGGCUCCACCAAACGGGAGCGCGCCUGCCGCCUCCUCGGCCGCCAGGGACAGCGGCGCGGCCGGAGCCAAGCACUGGACUAUGAACCUGGACCGCUAGGGACACCCAGGGGCCGCGUCCGCCCCCAUCCCCAGCCCGCGACACACACUCGGACCCCCCGGGACCAUCAAGCCACCGCCGCUCCACGCCCUGGCCCGGCCGAGGAGGAGCCGCCCCUGCCCCGCAGGGGAAGGCGGAGGCCAGGACACCAAGAGGCCGCAGCUUCUGAAUUUGCUGGGCGUGAGGUGGGGAUGGGGGAUGAGUGAGGGAAGGGCACCCCCGACCGCACCCUGUCCAUCUGUCUGCGCCCCAUCUCUCCAUUUCUGCCUGGGUCUCCCUCUUCCCUGCUGUGCGUGUCUGUAAGUCCAUCUCCCCUUGGUUUUGUCCUUUUCCUCCCCUCCUUUCUGUGUCCUCAUCUUUCCUCCCUUCUCUCUCUCUGCCUCUCCAUUUUCCGGUCCUUGGUUGUGUGUUUCCAUCUCCAUCUUACCCCUUGCCUGACCGUAUCCUGUUGCCCCCGUUUCUCCUUCUGCACCUGUGUCCCCAUCUCCCCUUGUUCUCUCUUCCCUUGCUUCUGUCAUGUGUCAGCAUCUUCCCUCCUGUCUGCCUCCCCCCUCUGCUUGUGUCAGACUACAUGUCUUCCCCUGACUGAGUCCUCACACCCCUCUCCCCAGACCUUGAGUCGACUGAGGUGUGAUGAGAAGCCGCAGCCCCAGGAGCCCAGACAGUCACCAGGAUGGUCCCCUCCCCACCCCUACCGCCUCUCGCCACCUUUUCCAACGUGUUACGUGCUGGGAGUUGGGGGAGGGGGCUGCCGGUUUCAUUCAGGGGGCUGAAAUUGGGGGGCAAUAUCAACCUGGGAGACCACCCGGCAGCGGUGCCUCUGCGGACAGGUGGAAGGCGAAAGAAAACUGUUCUUACUCCGGGGAGGGGCGCCCUUAUCCUUAUGGGUUUUUUCUCUCCCACCCCCCCUUUUUAAUUUAUUUGGUUGUUUCUGGAGGGAGGGGGGAGGGGGGCCGGGACCUGUCCGAGGUGCUGAGCUGGGGCGGGACCAGAAUCCUCCCAGGAGAGUGCUUGGGACUGGGUUGGGCCUGGGGCCGUGUCCAAGGUGCCAAUGAAGCAGGCCAACGGCGCGGGCCGCACUGUCUGUCUGUCCGACUGUCCCGGAGAGUACUAUAAAGCGCUGGAAGCGCCUGCA